GCUGCGUCAUUCUGCUGUGUGUUUAUGAAUGAGAGUCCCGCGGUGAUUCCGGGAAAAGGCGGGUCGCUUUACUCGCCUUUAAAUUUGCUCAAUUGUCCUAAUUUAAGUUUCCUAGUUCCGACUUUAGAGUACAUCGACGAAUAUCUGUUAUUCGGCUACGUCGGAGGAGGGAAAGAUCAAGUACGCAACAGGCAUUAGAAAACACAACCAUGACAUCAGAUGGCAGAGCCAGCAAAGCCCUCAAGGUGAAGAGGGAAUGUGGAGAAAAUGUUCCUGUGCUUACAGACAGUGAGCUCAUGUCUCUGUCGGUACGCGAGCUGAACCUGCUCUUGCGUGGUUUGUCGAGAGAGGAGAUCCAGAAGCUGAAGCAGAGGCGACGUACGCUGAAGAACCGUGGCUAUGCUGCCAGCUGCAGGGUGAAGCGUGUGUCUCAGCGCGAGGCUCUGGAGCAGCAGAAGAAGGAGCUGCAACGUGAGGUGGAGCGGCUGGGUGCUGAGAAUGCAGGCAUGCGACGAGAGUUAGAGGGGCUGGGAGCUCGGCUGGCUGCCCUGCAGCGCUUCGCUCGAGGCCUGGAGGCUGGAGGAGGAAGCCUUCUGGCUACGGCUCCUCGCCUUAACACGGCAUCUGUCAUCACCAUUGUGAAGAGCCCACAGCAGAGCCAUGCCCACAGAGGGCAAGAAGCAUCUUAGGGCUAGCUGCUAUUGGCAACAGGUGCACACGCAGGUACACUCUUAAAAAUAAAGUUGCCAAAAAGGUUUCUGUGGAGCAGUGCCAUAGAAGACUUGACUCCCUCAAGAACCUUUCAGUGUUCUUUAAAGAACUGUCUUUGUAAAUUGGAAAAUGUAAGUGUGAAGAAACUUUCACAUAACGCAUAUGAUCAAUACCAGUGAAAGUUGUUGUUUUUUUUCCCUAAAGAAUCGUAUGUCUAAGCCAAAAACCAUUUAUAAACUUUUAUUUUUAAGAGUGUAUAGAGGUACAUGACUUAUACCAGACACAAUAACUGGAUCCUUUAAGCUGAACUGAAUAACUGGCUGACUGGCAAGCAUUUCUGAUAAACAUUUUAAUAGAUAUUAUAGCUGUAAAUGUUUUUAGAUUGGUUAGAGUCAUUGUCUUACACUGUUCCAUGUAUAUAAGUCCCAUAAUACACACCACCAUUGCAUUUUAUUCACAUAUUUUGUGUUGAUAUCCACUUAUAUAAACAAGUCUUAUAAAAAUCCUAGACUGGUCUCUGUACCAUUCUGCCUCUGCCUAGUUAUUUGGGCACUAGAUUAUUUUUAUCUUGUUCUAAUGUUUGGAAUGUUUAUUAUUUCUCAAUGAUUUGACUUUUUUCCUCUUGUUUCUAUGGUUGGCCUAUUACAUUGAAUUUAACCAGCAAAAACAAGAGUAUUGUUGGUCAGUUUACAUGACAUUUAGCUUGAUUAUUAUAUUAUUAUUAUUAUUAUACGUUACUUUUUUACCUUACAUGGAAGGUAUAGUCAUAACUGUACAGGUCUUUACUGAAGUAAUGACUGAGCUUGACUUUAUAUCUCUGACUACCAACGUUUUGUAAGUUGGCAAAUAUUGCUGGAAUAUAUUGUUAAUUAUAAUUAGUCAUGGAACAGACCAGUAGAAUGCCACGUCAAUGCAAGCUGAUAUAUUCCUAUGUAAUUAUUUUUAAUACUUAAACAAAAGAAAUCUGCAGAAUUAAAUUUUUAUCUAUAUUUUAAGAUGAAGACCUUUAAAGCUAAAGAGUGCUGUGAUUUUAAGUCAAAAUACUGCUUAUGUAUGACUUAUCUUAGGGACAUUGUCAUGUCUAAAUUAUUCUAAUGCGUGUGAGUUAAUGUAAGUUUUACUGUGUUCAUGAGGAAUUUAACUAUGUUUAUAUAUGUAAAACCCGUUUACUGUAACAUGAUUCAGUGGGUCUGUGUGAAGGUCAUAUUUGUGUUAGUAUAGUAUAGUACAGUAUACUUCCAGUAGUGGUAUUUUUGUAUUUGAAAGUAAAAUAAUUUUUUGGUAUUUAUAAUGACAAAAGCUUAAAAAGUAUCACGAGAGUAAGAGGGCAAACAAUGGGAGCAAGGCAAAAAAUGAGGGCAAAGAAUGAAAAGUCAGGGAAAGAAUCAAGUGUAAGAAGAAAAGGGUGAUUCUGCAAGUGGUAGAGGGAACAUGAGACAGAUAGUUGUGGCUAUAAGUGAUCACAUUAACCCAUGGUUGACAAGAAAAUUACCAGCCAUUAGCCAGCAGCUGGGAGUAAUAUGUAUAUGGACUGGUAUUUCUAGAUCGAAAGAUUAUUUCUAGUUCCCAUUAAAUCUCAUGCCAAUAUUGAGCAGCACUUGAUUCAAAUAUCUUCUAAUCAUGCUUUCUGUUUCUAAACAUGCUGGGCGUUUUGUAAAGCAGCAAAACAAGUAUGUAUUUAUUAUCUGUAUUUUUCUAUGGUAAAGUAAAUAUAUUGUCUAUUUUAUACCAUUAAUUGGAAUAAAUGUAUAUAUUGUACAUACAACCAUGUGUGCUCAUUGAAAGAUGUUAUUUUGAAAUUUUGAAGACAGAAUCCUUAUUUAUUGUUUUACAUCUUGGCACAUCACAAGGAAAAAUAAUCCUUAAAGGAAAAAUAUACAUCGCUAUAUUAAAAAAAAUAAAUAAAGCAUUUACUUCAUCCCCAA
Messenger RNA from Colossoma macropomum (tambaqui), 2636 nucleotides. It is a transcript of the gene maff, whose product is annotated as v-maf avian musculoaponeurotic fibrosarcoma oncogene homolog F. The transcript has 3 exons. Gene Ontology annotation, molecular function: DNA-binding transcription factor activity, RNA polymerase II-specific; RNA polymerase II cis-regulatory region sequence-specific DNA binding. The record is from RefSeq and is a predicted model, not a curated record. NCBI's taxonomy places the organism in Eukaryota, Metazoa, Chordata, Actinopteri, Characiformes, Serrasalmidae. The coding region runs from base 210 to 689 and encodes 159 amino acids. Gene Ontology annotation, cellular component: nucleus. Gene Ontology annotation, biological process: regulation of transcription by RNA polymerase II; regulation of epidermal cell differentiation.